Messenger RNA from Cordyceps militaris CM01, 1596 nucleotides. Its product is annotated as Immunoglobulin E-set. The coding region runs from base 1 to 1596 and encodes 531 amino acids. Gene Ontology annotation, cellular component: cytosol; cytoplasm; plasma membrane. The transcript has a single exon. Gene Ontology annotation, biological process: ubiquitin-dependent endocytosis. The record is from RefSeq and is a predicted model, not a curated record. Gene Ontology annotation, molecular function: ubiquitin protein ligase binding; protein-macromolecule adaptor activity. NCBI's taxonomy places the organism in Eukaryota, Fungi, Ascomycota, Sordariomycetes, Hypocreales, Cordycipitaceae.
AUGUCGAUGCGCAUCACUCUCGACAACCAGCCCGAGUUCUUUACGAAUCUAGACAUUAUCAGCGGACAGGUACUCCUGCACCUGAACCGCCCCGAGCAAAUCGGCGGCAUCAUCGUCAAACUCGAAGGCGAGUCCAACACGAGCCUGCAGCCACCGUCGCCGUUUGAAAACGGCGGCGGCCGCGGCAAUCGCGAUGGUUACUCCACGUCCAACGCCGCCAUCAACGCAGAAAGCCACAAGAUCCUCUACAAGGUCCAGCAGGUCUUUCCCGACGAGUACCACACCAGCACCAACAAUCCGUUUGGGUCCUUUCCGCUGCAGCCGGGGCAGCACCAGUUUCCGUUCAAGUUCAAGGUGCCCAUCAACAACGCCUGCAGCGACUCGCACGCCAUGGCCUCGCUGGCGAACCAAAGCCUGUCCGGCGCAGGCAUGUUUGGCGCCCGCGGCAUCCGUCUCAUGGACGGCACACGACAACUCUACCUCCGCCACGUAACCAAGACGCUGCCGCCGUCGCUCUCGGGCGUAUACAACGAUGCCGAAAUUCGAUACUACAUUAAGGUAACGGUACAGCGACCGGGCCUCUUGAAGGAAAACUGGCGCUUUCAGCUCGGAUUCAAGUUCAUGCCCAUCGAGCCGCCGAGGCCGGCCGGUGUUGGCCAAGAAUCCUUUGCGCGCAGACCGUUUAGCUUCACCUCGCGCCCGCCAUCGCCGCCGGGCAAGCUAAAAAACUCCAUGUUCGGCAUGAAGAAGAGUUCCAAGGAAAAGAACGACUUGGACUCGCCCGCCGAUUCGCCACCCCCGCCGCAGUCCGUCGAGUUGUCUGCGCGUUUGCCACAUCCCUUGAUCCUGACGUGCAACCGGCCCGUCCCGCUCAGGUUAAUCGCGAAAAAGCUCGUCAACAACCCGCAACAGGUCUAUCUGACGUCGUUUCAAAUGGAUUUAAUUGGAGUAACCACCUUGUCUGCGCACGGGCAAACAUUGCAAAAGAGCAACCGCUGGAUCAUAGCAUCGAAUCCCCAGCUGGAAGUGCCGCUCGUCACACCCACUGGCGAGGUCGGUAGUGAAAUCACCGUGCCGGACCAGUAUUGGAGCCAGAAACCGCUCCCGAAUACUGUGGCGCCAUCAUUCACUGCGUGCAAUAUAAGUCGGCGCUACGAAGUCCAAAUUCUCCUGACGUUGCGGCUAGGGAAGAGAAAUAGCAGGGUUGUUGCUGAAUCAAUAACACUCCCGCUUCACUUCGCGGCCGUGGAUGUGUACUCUGGCAUCAAGCCUCCCAGAGAACUCGUGGAAGCAGCCACAAAUGCAGGAUUCUCGCAAAGCGAGUUGCGACCCCACCUCCCUCCUCGACAGUCUGUCUCCGGUGCAAACGGCUCAGCGGUGCCGCACGCACCGCCGCUACCUCUGCGACGACCUAGUGGUCCAACGCAGCCGCCGCCAGCUGCACAGGCGGAAGAAUAUGAAGAUGCGCCUCCGAGUUAUAGCGAAGCAAUGGCCGACAGCGCCUCCAUGCCGUUUGACCAAAACAACCCUCGCCCGCCCUUUAGCGGAGUGACGACGGAGAAUGCGCCGAGCCAGCUGCCGCCGCAAAAGAACUGA